AUGGCGCAGCGCAUGGACACCAUGACAUCGCUGGGCGGUAGCACAGCCCAGAGUGGCAUCCCUCCAUUGUCCAUGCGUUCGCUUGCCGAGUUGCAGCAACUCUGUAUGAGAAGACAUGCCUUCGUUGUGCAACUUGAGCGUGAACUGGCCGCACUGCGCCAGCCAUCAGACCUGGAAGCGCGCGUGGAAGCUCUUGAGAAGGUUGUGAAGCUGGGCCAACAGAUUGGAAGCGUGGAUGAUGUCAAUGCCAGCGGACAGCACGAGCUUCUGCAGCUUGUGCGGAUGGUCCUGACGUAUCCCUUGAUAGACAAGAACGUCGACUUGGAUGAGGACGACAUCAAGGUGGAGAUGUCCUGCUGGCAGCUGAAAGUCUCCCGCAAAGGAGGCCACACAAUCUCGGAGCUGAGCAAGGAAGUCUAUGACGACAUUCUUCGGGAUCUGUCUUGGUGGAAGGUGGACAAGGUACAAGAGCAUUCGCAGGAAAAGGCUCUGUUCAUCUACCUCGCGAAAGCACGCCACCGGUCCUGGACAAGCCCUUGGUACCCAGGCGCGUUGAAUCCGCACAAGAAAGGUAUCUUUGCUUGGAAGGAGAACCAGGCGCCGAAGGGGAUCCUCAAGGAUCUGAAGAUCGAUGUCGAAUCCUACAAGAACAUCGAGCCAGGAGAGCCAGAGGACUGGAACCAUGAAAUCAGCACGGCAAUGACUCCGGAGCAGAUGUGCACUGGCAUUAAUGUCAACGAGUCAGAGGCAUGCGUGCAGUUGGUCAUCCAUCUAGAUGAGGAAGGUCUGGAGAGCGCCACAGCCCGGGUGCCUUUGGAAGAGGUCUUUGCUGCCGAUAUUUCAGCUGAGACGCUGAGCGUUUUCUUGCGCGGGGACAGGUUCGCAGGAGAAACCUGCCAGAGGCGGGAAGUUGCUGACGUGGAGCUGCAGUCGGGGAAGAUGGGCACCUCUCAUCACCUCUCGUUUCGGCUACCAUGCAAACCUGCCCAGGGCUGCUCUGUGAAGUCUCCGGCCUUCUACAACCCCGCUCUGAAGAUCACGCUGGCAAAGGCCAAGCCACGGCCGUCUUUCAAGUUGAGGUUGCCUUUCCUUGCUCCCAGGUUGGCAAAGCUCAGCGGGCGCGAGAUCUUGUCCAAAAGGCCUGCAUUCUGUGUCGUGGUCCUGGUCGGCACCUUUGCCAUCGCAGUCGGCAAUGCUCGAGUUCAAGACUGGAGUUCUCUUGGAGCGAGUUGGACGCCGGAACAGGGGCCUCCCACAACCAUGGCCCCAUCCGCAAACCAGGGGUAUCUGCCGGCCAAAGAAGAGGUCCGUGUUGAGCAGAUUGUCCGCGUCGCGCAGAUUUGCAACCCGCGCUUCUUUGGAGCUGUUGGAGAUGGCAAGACCGACGAUACAGACGCCUUCCGCUCAGCUUUGCAAAGCUGCAGUGCAAAUCGAUCCAUGGAGGAGCGGUUCACACUGGAGAUACCAGCGGGAACGUUUCUCAUUGGCUCCGUCAACCUUACCAGCAAGAUGACACUGCGCUUGCUGAGAGGCAGCAAGCUAUUAGGAGUCUCAUCGCCGGAGUCAUACCCAUUGCUUCCUGCUCUCCCCAGCUACGGCCUGAACCGUGACUGGGCUUUGGAUCCGUACAGACGGCACUCGGCGCUCCUCUGCGGCUACAACCUGUCAGAUGUGAUAAUUGAGGGAUCUGGUGCUGGCGACGGGGAAGGUGUUGUUGAUGGUGAUGGCAGCUGGUGGUGGUCACGCUUCAGCAAGACACAGCCACUGGCAAAUGGACGGCCUUCGCUCAUUCAGUUCAUGUAUUGCACCAACAUUACUAUUCGCUUCAUCCGCCUGCAAAAUCCGGCCUUUUGGAACACGCACUUCUAUGCCUCGCAAAGCAUUCUGGUGGAGCACGUCAACAUCAGUGCGCCGUAUGAAUCGCCAAACACAGAUGGAGUCAACUUAGAUUCCGUUGUUAAUGCCAUUGUGCGCAGUAGCGAGAUCUCAACAGGGGAUGACGCUAUUGCGAUAAAGAGCGGGCUCAAUCAGGCAGGCAUAAAAUUUGCCAUGCCCAGUGCCCACAUACAUUUGCAUGACUUGAUUAUCCAUUCAAAAUGUCUCUCAGUGGGCAGCGAAAUGAGCGGCGGCAUCUACGAUGUGCGCGUCGAAAAUGUCAAGUUUGGAGACAGCCGACCUGAAAACCUUUGGCACGGCAUCUUCAUCAAAAGCUCUAGGUGGCGUGGGGGAACAGUUCGAGACCUUUCGUUCCAGAACAUCCGCAGCGUCGCCAGGUCAGGAGCGAAAAGAAAAACCAAAGUCUUUAUUGAGAUCUCAAUGCAAUACGGCUCCUGGAAUGGACCCGAGGGAGAAGCUUCAGACGUGCCUCCGAGCUUCUUCAACUUCUCCUUCGACACGAUUUCUUCCAACGGAGCCAAGCAGAUUGCCGAAAUCAGUGGAUUGACAGACAGCCCCAUCACAGACAUUGUCUUCAAAGACAUCGUCGGCACCAACCACGAAGAAGGCAUCACAUGCAGACGCACGCGAGGAGUCAGAAUGUUGAACAAUGGCGUGAAGAAUACCGGAUGCCUGCCCAACCUGGUGGACACGUCGAUGCGAGACGAGCUGGAUCGCCUGGACCCGCCGACGGCGCGCGAUGGUGCCAUCAGUGCCGAAAGUUGGCUUGAGAAGCGGAAGAAAUUGAUUUCCGCCAUUUUCGAUGGCAAUGUGUCGCUUCCAACAAAAUCAAAUCCGGACCAAAUCCAGAAGCUACAGCGAGGUCUCUACGCCAUUCACUGGGACCUACCCGGGCAUGGUUGGCAUGGGCUGAGAAGCACUGUCUUUGUAGCACCUCUUCAGAAAUCCACGAGCGCAGUGCUAUGGCAUCAUGGUCAUCAUGAUUGUGUGUGUCCCGAUCCAUCUACAAAAAAGAAGCCUGGAAGUAAAGAGAAGACGCGGAAGUAUGGCGUUCGCCCUGGCUGGGCUCAAGGGCCCUGUCGCAAGGGAUGCAUGGGCGCAAAGCACACCAAGAUCAUGGCAUCAAAUGGCACUGGAUACACUUGGUGGGAUCUUGAUAAUGUGACGAGAUUCUUCCAUUCGCUGGGUCACAAUGUAUUCAUCUUGUCCAUGCCGCUAGUGGGUGUAAAUUUCUCUCCUGGGCGCAGCACGAACUGGACGGAUCACUGGUGGUUUCAGACGCUCGAGAGCGGUGGUGAAUCCACUAUCCGAUACUUCUGCGAGCCAGUCAUUCUGACGAUCAACUACGCUCUGAGUUUGGGCUUUAAGGAUGUGGUCCUGGCUGGUCUGUCGGGUGGGGGGUGGACCACAAGCCUCGUCGCGGCCAUGGACUCGCGGAUCACAGCAUCGAUCCCUGUCGCGGGCGUCCUGCCGUGGUACCUGCGUUUUGCUCGAACAGCUUCCGGCUUCGAGGCAACUGGAGACAUCGGUGAUUACGAGCAGAUCUGUGCACUGAUGCCAUUUCCAUUCUUGGACGGGGCAAGGCACAAAGGGUACGGAUGGCGCGUGGAUGCUGGGCGAGAGUACUGUCAGGCUUGCAACUACAAAUGCCAGUUUCUCCUAGCAGGCUUGGAGCCGUAUCGCUGGCAACUUCAAAUCCUCCACGAGGAUGACACUUGCUGCUAUGCUGCCGCAGGAAGGCACGAUGAGAUUCGCGCGUAUGAGACCGAUAUCCGCACCGCUGUAACAAGUCAGCAGCCGCACGGGUGGUUUACUGUUGUCGUAACGGAUCACAGGCUCCAUGAGUUCUGCGCUGAAGACAAGAUGGUCAUUGAAGCUGCAUUGACCACGCGGCCCAAUCCGAAGAGCAGUAGAUGGGACGUGUUACCGUGCGACGUGCUACAUGGCAAGCAUGAGGUAGGUGCACGGGAUGUGCAAGUGAACUUUGUCGCGGACAGUGAGUAUCCGAUGUGCUUCGGAGGUCUGGGUGGCUGCUGCGUGCCAGAGGCCUCAACAUGGGAGAUCUUCAUGGAUGAUGGCAGCGAGCAGGAGAAAGCACAUCCAGUGCUGAAGCUCGGUCUUGCCAAAGCUGAAAGUUCGAGAGGUCGCUGGCAAGAGGUCUUCACACAAUGGCAGCCUUGGCAAUCUGCAAAGGCCAUGAAGGAGGCAUACGCCAACCAAGCUCUCGAAGGUUCAAGCGCAAUCGCCUUGGAGGAUGGAGAUGAAGAGUGA
Symbiodinium natans is the source of this 4167-nucleotide messenger RNA. The record is from the annotation of a GenBank genome assembly. NCBI's taxonomy places the organism in Eukaryota, Dinophyceae, Suessiales, Symbiodiniaceae.